AGAUAGAGAGAGAGAAAAAGUAAUGAGAAACCGACAGAGAGUUUCAAAAAGCAAAGAGAGGGUGACAGAGAGAGAGAGAAAGAGAGGGAGGUUUGGGAUUUAGAUCGUGCAGCAGCGGGAGAGAGAGACAGAGAGAGAGAGAGAGAGAGAGAGAGAGAGAGAGAGAGAGAGAGAGAGGGGAGGGGAAAAGUUGGACACGGACAAUCUUGCAGUAACUUUUUUCUUCUUUCCUUUCUCCGUGGAAGAAGCCUCAAGAAAAAAAACAGUCAAGGAGACAAAAACCACACUGGAUUACAUUUGACUGUAUCUGCAUCGUCCCGCAAGACUUCCACUCUGGUCCUUGGAUACGUACGCGCAUUUAUUUACGGAUUAAUGUGGUCGCAACUUUGUGGACUGAUCAGUAGUUGAAGCUGGUGGCUGAGGUGAGGUGAGGUGUUUACGGAGGAGUGAAACCAUGUGGCUCCUCUGCUGCUCUCUGACUCUGCUGGCCCUCAACUUCGGAUCAUGUGACACGUUGACGUCAGAGGAAGAUGUACAAUGCCCAUCUUUACAAGUGGAUGAGUGGAAGUUUCCUCAGACGGCCAGACACAAUAUCACUGGUUUUAAUCUGGUGAGGCGAUUCUCCCUGCUCAAGAGUCCAGAUGUCAAGAAGAUCCGCAACCCUCGAGGACCUGUAAUCCUCCGCCUGGGCAAGACAGCACUCCUACGCCCAACCGAUCAGGUGUUCCCGCAUGGCAUACCUGAGGAGUUCACCUUGAUUUUCACCCUGGCUUUAAAGAAGGCUGCCCUGAGGGACACCAUCUACCUCUUCCAGAUAUCUGAUCAGCAGGGAUACCCACAGCUCUCUGUAGACUUCAAUGGCCCCGAUGGCACCCUGUCCCUGAGAGCCAAAGGGGUAGACCCUGAUAGCGACCUGGUGAGCUGUGUUUUCAACGGGGAGGGGGUGGAGGCCCUGAUGGACCUGCGUUGGCAUAAGGUGGCCCUCAGCGUGCAACAAGGAGCCGCCUCCCUCCACGUGGACUGCAGCUCCAUAGAGACCAAGCCCCUGGACCCCCGUGGAGUUCUACCCAUUGACGGACACACUCUGCUGGGCAUUCGGGCUUCUGAUGCUGGGCCUGUGCAGAUCGACAUUCAGCAGGUGAUGCUGUAUUGUGACCCAUCCAUUGCCAUUCAGGAGGCCUGCUGUGAGAUACCUGGGGCUCGGUGCCCUCCUGAUGCUCCCAAGAGCCGUCGCGCUGCUGAGAAUGACCUAUUGGAGAACACAUUUAACCAGGAGAUUUUUGCAUCCAAGGAUCUGGCAGAGAAAUGUGCUGGUUGUUUACUCCUGAAUAGGGAAGAAAAUGUAGUACAUUUUGGUGGGGCUGCUGGAUUGAAAGGAGAAAAAGGUGACCGGGGUGAUGACUGUUCUGGCACCCAUUCAGGUCCAUGCACAGAGGGACCCAAGGGCCAGAAGGGAGAGAGAGGCGAGCCGGCGAUGCCCGCCAACUGGGGCGAAGCAGCCGGGUACAAGGGAGUAAAAGGUCAGAAGGGAGAGCUCGGUCCACAGGGUCUCACAGGCACUCCAGGGAGGGAUGGUCGAGGAGGGUCCGUCUGUGUGGUUGGCCCUAAGGGACAGAAGGGUACUCCAGGUAUGGUAGGUCCUGAAGGGCUGGCUGGGGAGCCAGGGAAGCCUGGACGUCCAGGCCUGCCAGGAGUUGGAAAGCCAGGCCUACCAGGCCCUCCUGGUGAACCGGGUGGUGCAAAGGGAGAUAAGGGCAAUGCAGGGCCUGCAGGAGAAGAUGGAUUCCCAGGAGAUCCAGGACCAAGAGGACCAGCAGGGUCUAAAGGAGAGAAGGGUGACCCAUGCGAAGUGUGCCCUGUGCUGACUGCAGACAUGGGAAACACAGUGGCUCUGCAAGGGAAGCCUGGCCCUAAAGGAGAGCCUGGGUUACCAGGGAUAGGAGAGAUAGGGCCUCAAGGUGCAGAUGGCAAGGCAGGACAGAAGGGAGAACCCGGAUCAGGUGGCACCAAAGGAGAAAAGGGAGAGUCGUGUUCUGUGUGUCCCACUCUCGGAGAGUUACCCGCUAACCUCAUGCCCAAUGUUGCAACCCACACCUUGCAACUGAAGGGAGAGAAGGGAGAGCCUGGGGUUGGACAGAAAGGAGACCAAGGGGAGCCAGGAAAGGAAGGAUCACCUGGCCUUAGAGGAGAGAAGGGUAGUGCAGGCAGCAAAGGAGCUGAUGGUAAGCCGGGAAAACCUGGACCAAGGGGACCCAGUGGCAAGGAUGGACAGAAAGGCGCACAGGGAGAGCAAGGGCUGCCUGGUCUUGGUCUCACUGGCCUAAAGGGUGAGAAGGGCGAGUGCGGCGUGUGCCAGCCAGCAGAGGUUGGCAGUGGACCUGCCGGUAUCAAAAUGCCUGAGGGAACAAGAGGCAAGCAAGGGGAACAGGGCCCUCCAGGGCCACCCGGACCUCCAGGUCUCGGAGCUGAUGGCAAACAGGGCCCGCCAGGUCUUGCUGGUGUAAAAGGAGACAAGGGUGAACAAGGAGACCGAGGAGAUAAUGGAUUUGAUGGAGCUCCUGGAGCCCCAGGACUGGCCGGAGAACCUGGUCGGGAUGGACUAAUGGGCUUGAAGGGAGAGAAGGGUGAUGCUUGUACCAGCUGUCCUUCUCUGGGCACUGCAGUGGGUGAUGGUGUAGCAGUGCCAGGCCCCAAAGGAGAGAGAGGAGACCCUGGUCCCCCAGGAGAAGGGAAGCCUGGCAAAAAUGGAAAACCAGGCUUACCAGGUGUGCAGGGACCUGCCGGGCCCAAAGGGAGCCAGGGAGAAACUGGAGUUGCAGGAGUCGGCCUGCCAGGACCUCAAGGUGAAGAGGGACCAAGAGGGCUGCCAGGACUUGUUGGACCUCCUGGAGUCACAGGAUUGCCUGGCCCUAUUGGCCCUGCAGGGGAAAAGGGCUACAGAGGAGAUGACGGGCCUCCAGGACCACAGGGGCCUGUGGGCAUUGGAGUAGAAGGGCCCCCGGGUAAAGAUGGAACCCCUGGCUCUAUGGGUUCACCAGGAGCUGAUGGCAGACCUGGACUUGAUGGAGCUAAGGGGGACAAGGGUGAACCUGGAGUGUGCAACUGCAUAACGUCGAUGCACACAGGCAUAGGCGGACCUGGAGCUCCAGGAACUCAAACAAACUCGUGGCAGCCCGGGCCUCAGGGCCCACCAGGACCUCCUGGGCCCCCUGGUCCACCUGGGCCACAGGGUUUUACUGGAAACCAAGGACUCCAGGGUAUCCCCGGAAACGACGGGAUACCGGGGAAACCGGGUUUGCCUGGAUACAUCAAUCCCAUUGGACCACACCAGCUGCCUCAAGACUCCACUGGAGGAGUAGAGGAUGAAGACUGUGAUGGGGGCUGCUCCCAAGGGUUGCCAGGGGUGCCGGGUCUAUCUGGUGCCAAGGGUGAAAAAGGAGAUCAGGGCAAGCCUGGUGUAACCCCCUUGGACAGCUGUGACAGGUGUUUGGAGAGACUGCAGAGGGAGCAGGCGACAGAAGCAGUGCGUGACCAAUCAUGCACAGGAACACCUGGGGUACCAGGAAUGCCUGGAUCACCAGGAAUAAAAGGAGAGCCAGGUACACGAGGUGAGAGAGGCCAAGCUGGAAUACCAGGUAACAUGGGACCUCCUGGUUUCCCAGGUGAACAGGGUCGACCCGGUUUACCUGGUCAGCAGGGUGAGCGAGGGGAACCUGGCCUCCCAGGAUCGAAGGGCGAGCAGGGCCCUCCUGGGACGUCAGGCUACCCAGGAACCAUGGGACCACCUGGACUGCCUGGGCUGAAGGGUGAACGUGGGAGCCCAGGAAGCAGUGGUCAGAAAGGAGAAUCAGGUCCUCCUGGUAACCCUGGGUAUCAAGGACAGGCUGGCUCACAGGGUAUCAAAGGAGACACAGGACCAGCAGGGCCUGCUGGUGCCAAAGGGGAUCAGGGUUUCCAAGGACAAUCAGGCUUCCCAGGACCACCGGGUGCACCGGGUCCCGCCGGCAAACCUGGAAGGGAAGGGCUCCCUGGGCUCAAAGGUGAAAGGGGAAAUGAUGGUGUUCAAGGGUCUCAGGGAUCAUCUGGACCCCCAGGUCGACCAGGCUCCCCAGGAUUGAUGGGCCCCCCUGGCAUUCUAGGAAUGGAUGGGAAAGAUGGUAAACCAGGGACGCGGGGAGAGACAGGCCCUCCAGGCCCUGCAGGACCAAGAGGAAUCCCAGGAUUCAAAGGGAAAACUGGCCAUGUUGGUUUCCCUGGACAGAAGGGUGAAGCUGGACCUACAGGUCCACCUGGAGCACCAGGCAGACCGGGACAUGAGGGUGAUCCCGGUACCCCAGGAGCUCAGGGGCGACCUGGACCCUCCGGCCACAUUGGUUCUACAGGUCCAGCUGGACCUCCAGGACCUCCUGGUCCAUCAGGAGUGGGAAUAAAGGGAGAUAAAGGCCAGUCAGGUGAGAGAGGACUCCCAGGGAUGGUAGGACCCCCAGGACCUCCUGGACACCCAGGUUCCAUGGGUGAGCCAGGCAAUGAUGGCGCUGCUGGUAAAGAUGGAGCGGCAGGACUACCAGGGGACAACGGGCAGCCAGGUCAGAAGGGUGAGCCUGGGGCCGCAGGCCAGAGGGGUCCUCCAGGGGAGAGAGGCAGACCAGGACCUCCUGGUGGUGGAGCAUUCCACUCCAAAGACGCACAGCCCAUGAUAGGCCCAGUCGGACCCAGAGGGGAGAGGGGAAGCCCAGGCUCAUCAGGGGCCCCCGGGCUCCCUGGACCUCCAGGGUCACCAGGAAAUGAUGCUGUAGUCAAUUAUGAUGAAGUCAAAAACUUCAUCAGACAGCAGGUCAUUAAGAUCUUUGAUGAGAGAAUGGCCUACUACAUGUCGCGCAUGCAAAUGCCAGUAGAGAUGGUAGCAUCCCCAGGUCGGCCUGGGCCCCCAGGGAAAGACGGUUCUCCAGGUAAUCCUGGGCUUCCGGGUUCUCCUGGCCUCCCAGGACAGAUUGGCAGACAAGGCCGACCAGGAUCCCAAGGACCUCCAGGACCACGAGGACCACACGGAGAAAAGGGAGACAAGGGUAUUGGAGAGAUGGGAGAUGUAGGACCUCCAGGAGCACCAGGUAUCCCAGGCCCUCCUGGCUAUGGUAAGAUGGGUCCCCCAGGUCCUGUUGGCCAGCAGGGCGUUCCUGGGAUCCCAGGACCUCCUGGACAGACUGGUACAAAGGGAAAGGAUGGCCGGUGUAAUCCUGGAGACUGUAUGAGCCAUCAAGUAGAAUACAGCCCCAAGGGCCCACCUAUGAAGGGCCCCUGGUAGAGGGCAAGAGGUGAUGGAGGAGAGGGGCUGGGUGGAGGGGCUGAAGCAAAGACACUAUGGAAAAGACAAAGCCAAAGGCCAUGACCCAAAGUUAUUGAAUUUGAUGAUAUAAAGGAGCAGCCACUGUUGUUGAGUUGUAUAAAUGUACCCACACAGGUUUGUACUAUAGUUCUGAGCAAAAAUCCACAAUUUUGUUCUAAAGGCCCCACUGGAACUGAGGCCUGCAAAGACGCACCAGCAGCACAUUUUUAUUGCACCAUUCCUUUUCCUUAUGAAUGCCAAUUCACUGCUAUAUUACUGCCUCUUAUUUUCUCACUGUGUUUCACUCCUUUUGUACAUUUUCAAACAACCCAGGGGAGGUGACAAGAAUCACAAUAUGUAUUUUCUUCUCCUUGAUUAAUUCUGGCCUCUGUUGUUUUUGUUUUUUUCCUUUUGUUUUUUCUUCUUUUCAUUUUCUAAAUCUGUAGGAAGAGAAUACACACAAUUAUUGUAGCACUUUGCUUCCACCUCCCAUAUCUUUGUUCCUUUGUCACAGAAUCCCAUUCGAAGAGCAUCCCAUGCAUUUCUAAUAUUCUGUCUCAGUGCCUGAGGUGUGAUACAUAUUCGAAUUUGACUUGUAAGAGAAUAUCCCUAGAAAUGCAUUUCAGUUCUGUGGCAACAGAAGUCAAAAACUUGCAUUCAUACCUUCUUUGAUGGAUUGACUGUUUUGUAUAUAUUUAUAUUUAUAUAUAUAGUGGCUUUUGAUACUUUUUGAUAAAAGGCAUACGCAUGUUUAGCCACGUAUUUUUUACUGUCAAAUGUUAUACGGCAACAGAAAAAAAUGCCAAAGGGAUAUUUUUCUAAGUUCUAUAAGCUUUCAAAAGGAAUAAUAUGUUCAGUAAAAGACAAAUUAUUUAUAGAAGAAAAUUGCGCUUACAUAAGAAAGCAUAUUGGCUUUGUCAUUAUUUUGCUAAACUUCAUUUUGUGUAAUUUUAACUCCAGUCUGUUAGGAAAUGCAGCCAUUUUAAAGCAUCUCAUCUCAUUUUAUAUUCCAAAGUAGCUGUAAUAGCCAUCUGUCUGCUUCACAAGGCACUUGUUUAAGAAAAUAUGAGCAAUAAUUGAGCCUAUUCACCACAGGUACUGUAAUACAACACGCUGAGUACAGCCAUCGAGAAUCGCAUGUAAAAAUGAGGAAAAUGUUUGGAAAAGCAUCACAUAUGGCUUUUUUUGUGUGAAAUGGUGCUGUAUUUUGGGGUUUUCUAUCUAUUGUUUUUGUCACUUAUAUAUUUGGAAGUCUCUGGAGUUUUAAAUCAUUACCAUCUCUUACCAUCUACAUUGGCAGUUUAAAACUAUGAACCGUGGUCAGACUUUUGUUAAUCACAAGCUAACCCAUGGGAAAUAUUAAGCUUAACACUGCGUUUCAAAGAGGCUUUAUCAUGUGGUUAUUAUAACCUGUGCUGUAACACUAUUCAAAUUCUGUUUUUCAUCCAUGGAUGGUUUAUGAGACAGUGGGGCCCCUGGGCACAAACAUGUAAAAGACCCCCCACCUCUUAGGAGCACAUCCAGAGUAAAGUCAAAGUUGUGUGCCUUUUUGCAGUUGUUUUCUCUCUUUGUGGUUGGUUAAUGUAUUUUUGUUGUGGUUUAAUGUUUCUUUAUGGUCGAUUUGUGUCUCUUUGUUGAUGGUCUGCAUUGCUUUGUGGACUUUUGUGUCUCUUGUGGUUGUUUUGUGCCCCUUUUGUGGUUGUUUGAUUGACUCUCUAACAAGAAAUGUUAACUGUCACUUCAAACAGAGGUUCUGGCCCAAGGGCCCACUGACCUCUUGUGUCCCGGCAGGCCCGUUCAGCAAUCCAUCAACUCUACCUGUGCAUGUGUCGCUUUACUGUCAUUGUUGCGAAAUCCGAUGUGCAUUAUAUAUGUUGUUUUAUGAAACAUUUGAGAAAAAAAAACAUACAUUUUGAAAGCAGAA
Seriola aureovittata is the source of this 7247-nucleotide messenger RNA. RefSeq names its product collagen, type XVI, alpha 1 (gene col16a1). The record is from RefSeq and is a predicted model, not a curated record. The coding region runs from base 455 to 5302 and encodes 1615 amino acids. NCBI's taxonomy places the organism in Eukaryota, Metazoa, Chordata, Actinopteri, Carangiformes, Carangidae. The transcript is spliced from 71 exons.